Molecule: messenger RNA, 7208 nt
Organism: Syngnathoides biaculeatus (alligator pipefish)
Lineage: Eukaryota; Metazoa; Chordata; Actinopteri; Syngnathiformes; Syngnathidae
Gene: agap2
Product: ArfGAP with GTPase domain, ankyrin repeat and PH domain 2
Exons: 18
Coding region: 968-4390 (1140 amino acids)
Cellular component (GO): nucleus
Molecular function (GO): GTP binding; GTPase activity; protein binding
Source: RefSeq, a predicted model, not a curated record
AAAGAAGGAGCAGGAUCCCACGGCUUGCAACAAGGAGGGACACACGUGAGGAGAUUCUUAGCAGGACGUUUGAGAGACAGGCUCCGAGCCCGUAACGACUCGUUGGACCUGUGCGACCGCAUCUCUUGUUGUCGUUAGGCGCGACUCGCCUCCUCCGUGCUCUCCCGUUCAACGCCUCUUGCAGAGAUGUGGAGACGGGCUUGAUGGCUGAAUGCCAAACUCCGACUCUUUCCUACACCCUGCAUAUCCGCCGGGGAUUUCUUUCAGCGUUUCGUCCUGAUCCACCUGAGCCCUCAUCAAUGUCCUUCCUGUGCGCCUGGCUGCAGGAUAGACACUGCUGUCAACACUCGAGUGAGCCUUGAGGAAUGGCACGGGGAGCUCAUGAUCUGGAUCCCUGGCAGCACUGAGGUGACUGCUGAAUAUUUCAAGACUUUAAGUUGUCUGUCACUUUGCAGCUGCCACCGAUCCCAUAUUUGAUCAUGUAUGCGAUGCAGGGCAGUUGCUGUCGUGAAGGGAAUCUUUUUUUACACAAGAAGACCCAGGGGAACGAGCAAGGUAUAAGAUGCAGGGUGCUACAUAAAAGGUCAAUCGAAGCACGACAGCAAUGAAGGAUUGCGCCCAUUCAUGAAGAUUUAUCAGCCUCAGUAGCCACACACAUAUGCAGCGUUGUGUUUUGUAGCAACACGAGUUUUAGUGACUGCUGUGCUAAAAACAAUUGCUUGUGGAGAAUAUCAGUGACUUCAAAUAAAACCCCAAACAAAGGAAAAGGCAGAUAUGGGGGAUGGAUGAAUCCAACAGUCCCUGCGCUGACGUAAGGAGAAACUUGAGUUCCUUCCAUGUAAGUUUUUUUGGUCUCAGUUGCACCGUCAGAUUCUUCCGCAUCCCAACACGCUGAUAAACUGUCAGUAGUUCACGUCCCUGUCUCCAGUUUCAUUCAUCUACCUUGUGUCAACUGAAGCCUGACCCCAUGAGCGAAGGCGGCACCCUGCAGCAACGCACCACCUACCUCAUCUCCCUAACCUUGGUGAAGGUAGAGGCAGUAGAGGAGAAUGGAGGCGAGGUCCAGAGCAGCACCGCGGGUAGGGAGGCCACAGCAAGAUCGAAGAACCAGUCAGAGGAGAGCCGGGCGGAAAAAGCCCGGGUGAAGGUGGAGACUGAAGUACAGAGUGGACCUGGAGAAACCCAGGCCCGACCACUGGGAACUGAUGCUUCUGUCUUAAUGGGCAAAGAUGAAGGGAUGAAACCGCAGAGCACUUUGAAAGAUGAACCCCCAUGCACUGUUGAGGCCCCCAGAACUAGCAGUGAGAAACCACUGUGUAAACUUUCUAUACCCUUCCAGCCAGAGAGAGACCCAGCGCCAAAAUCUGCAGACACAGAUUUAACUCAAGCAGAGAAAAUACAUUGCACUCCUGAAGAAAAGCAAUCCUGGCCUCAUUUUUACAACAGUCUACUCCCAACAGAGAUGGGAGAACCCAUUCGUACACCGACCAGAACCAGCCUACCUAUUCGUCCUGUAGGCCAGAGGCCGAUGAGUCUGCUCAAAUCUCACAGCAGUGUGGGCCCGCGUGGCCGUGACUGCAGGGAGGGUCGUGAGCGCAGCCCGACCUCAGCCCAGAGUCUCGAUCGCAAGGACUGUCGAACGGCUACACGCUCUCCGGGCCCUUGCCGGGCCUCGUGGGCUGAGGCCAGCGGGACCGAAGCAUGGAGGGACCUGCGGGAUGAGGUCCAAACUGGGGCACAGCUGGAGACUGGAGGCGGGAUGGCUGCAAUGCUCAGAGACAUGCCGCGCAAGGAUAGACUGAAGUCAGGUUCGACCUCUCUACCUGCACAAGUUACCCAGGUAAGCAAACCUCCACGCAAGGGGAAGAGUCGCACUCUGGACAACAGCGACCUGAACAGCCUUUCUGAAGACUUGGUUCGGAACAGCGAGGCCCAGCAGGGCCAGCGCGGAGCCUCGAAAGAUAGGAAGAUGUUGAAAUUCAUCAGCGGCAUUUUCACCAAGAGCAAUUCAGGUGUGGCGGGCUCAUCGACAACGGCUGCUCCUGUCUUCAUUCAGAGGGAUUCCAGUGAGGAGGAAGUAAACAUCAGCAACAGCCAGGAAUGGAGCCUGAGCAGAUCCAUCCCGGAGCUACGACUGGGCAUACUGGGAAGUGUCAAAAGCGGCAAGUCAGCCUUGGUGACCAAAUACAUCACAGGCACCUACGUUGCGCUGGAAAAACCUGAUGGUGGCAGGUAUAAAAAGGAGUUGCUGGUGGACGGACAGAGUUAUUUAUUGCUGAUCCGAGAGGAAGCCAGCCCACCUGAUGCGCAGUUCAGCAGCUGGGCGGAUGCAGUGAUUCUGGUGUUCAGCCUGGAAAACGAAGACAGCUUCCAGGAGCUCUACCGGCUCUAUGGCCAGCUCGGGGCGCGCCGUACAGACGUCCCCAUCGUCGUCGUCGGGACACAAGAUAAAAUCAGCAACACCAACCCACGCGUAAUUGAGGACCAAAGAGCCCGCCAGCUGUGCAUCGACGUGCGUCACUCGCUCUUCUUCGAGACCUGCGCCACCUACGGGUUCAAUGUCGAUCGAGUGUUCUCGGAGGCUGCCCAGAAAAUUGUCGCUCAGAAGAAGCAGGUGGCACUGCAGGCCUGCAAGUCCCUCCCAAACUCUCCGAGUCACUCUGGAGGCUCCACGCCGGGGUCGGCCUCCUUCCCUGGCCAGGUCAGUAACGGCGUGAGCGGCGGCUACGCCUGCUCCCUGCCCUCCACCCCCGUGUUCGCCCACAGGGAGCUGAGGGCGGCCCAGGGGGAGGGCGGCAGCAGUUCCCGUUCCCUGAAGAGCAUCCCCCGAAGACCCUCGCUCUUCAAGAAUCGGGACUCGGAGAAGAGAGUCGCUGACACCAAAGGAGACACGAGCGGCACCCGGGCGGUUCCGAUCAAGCAGAGCAUCUUGUGGAAGAGAAGCGGCAGCUCUCUGAACAAGGAGUGGAAGAAGAAGUACGUCACCUUGUCUAAAAAUGGCACACUGUGCUAUCACUCCAGCUCCAGCGACUACAUGCAGAAUCUGCAUGGAAAGGAGAUCGACCUUCUUCGAGUGACAGUGAAGGUUCCUGGCAAACGUCCCCCGAGAGCCGUCGCGCCUGCGGGCCCCUCGCCUGUGCCUCCCGCCCCCUCUGAAGAUACCAGGCUCAUUAACGAUCCGGCAGCUGCGGAGAGCACCGUUCCUCAGUUGUGCCCUGCUACCCUCUCGGUGCUCGAUGGCCGUUAUGCAGGAGGAGAGCGAGGCCUUCACCGCUGCUCCUCGUCUUUGUCCACCAAAGCACAAAGUGUCGAUGCCCUCGAAGGGGCGUCCACACCUUUUUCUAGUAAAGAUGCUGGCCAAUCAUCUCCCAUGAGUGACCGCAAGAAGAACAGGAGGAAGAAGAGCAUGAAUCAGAAAGGAGACGCAGCUGUCGGGCAGGCCGAAGAUGAAGAAAAUGCUGACUUUAUCAUCGUGUCGUUUACUGGACAGACGUGGCACUUUGAAGCUCCCAGUCUAGAGGAGAGAGACUCGUGGGUGUCAGCCAUUGAGAGUCAGAUCUUGGCUAGCCUGCAGUCGUGUGAGAGUGGCAGAAACAAGGCGCGGCGCAGCAGCCAGAGCGAAGCAGUGGCGCUGCAGGCCAUUCGGAACACCAAAGGCAACAAUCUGUGUGUGGACUGUGAAGCACCAAACCCCACUUGGGCCAGUCUCAACCUGGGUGCACUGAUCUGCAUCGAGUGUUCGGGAAUCCAUCGGAACCUAGGCACUCACCUGUCUCGGGUGCGCUCGCUGGACCUCGACGACUGGCCCGGAGAGCUGACGCAAGUGCUGUCCGCCAUCGGGAACCACAUGGCCAAUAGCAUCUGGGAGGGCUGCACUCUGGGCAGGGUCAAACCCACGCCGGCGGCUUCACGCGAAGAGAGAGAGUCGUGGAUUCGUGCGAAGUACGAACAACGGGCGUUCGUGCCGCCCCUCCAGCCGCGUGUUGACGACAGCCUGCCGGCACGGCUGCUGUCGGCAGUAACCGAGCGAGACCUGGCGCGCCUCCUGCUUCUCCUCGCCCACAGCAACAAGGAGCUCAUUAACUCGCCGCUACCCGCCGUCGGGACGGCCCCGCAAGGCAGCACCGCCCUGCACGCCGCCUGCCUGCUGGGGGACGUGGUCAUGACACAACUCCUCAUUUGGUACGGAAUUGACGUGAAAUCGAGGGACCACCAGGGUCAGACAGCCAUGAUGAUGGCGAGAAAAGGCGGGAGCAAAGGCUGCGUUGAUCUAUUACGCCAACACGGUUGCUCCAAUGAGACUUCCCCUGCCGUCGCCACACCCGUCCUCUCCCGCCGCUCCAGCACCGCCAGCCUGGGCUGCAGCAGCUCCAGGAAACACACCCCGUAGCCCGACCGUCCGGUCAUGGACGCUGCUGCGAAACUUUAAUCACACUCGAGUGGCUCGCAAGAGAAAACAUUGGCCUAUUAAGCAGAGGUGGGGAUUACGGUCACAUGACUUGACCUGGGUCAGACCUAAGUCACUAAUUUGAGGACUUCAUACUUUCUUGGCUAAAACUUUGACACGACUUUGACCUGUUGUUCUUGAGACUCUGCUUGUCUUAGUUCUGGUACAUACAUAUAGUAAAAACAGUCUGCCUUUCUUGGUCCUAAUAUUACCUCUUCCUGUCCUCUAAGAUGAUCCCUCAAGGAUCCUGUGGUCUGAGGUAAGGCUGACUGUGUUGUUGUUCCAAUUAGAGUCCCAAACUGGUCAAAGGCCAACAAUCAUAAACAUUGAACAGGUUCAAUAUUGAUAAACAAAACUUUUCAUGUGUGAGUAAAGACAACUUGUCCCAAGCUCGCACUGCAUGGAUUGGGACUUGAAACUGAAUGUAGCCAAUCAAGGAGUGACCUGACUGACGAACAAGUAAGGGGUCAUAAAUCAAAACAAACAUCCCCCACCCGGUCAUUUUUUUGCAUUACCAGAUGGCAAAUAGUACUUUCUUUUUACUGAUAGCAUCGCCAUUCUACAACACACCCACCUCUGCCCCCGACAGAACCACCUGGGAAACAUCACCGCAACAUAUCAGAAGUCUCUCCUCUUUGGUCUUGUAAACGAUUAGUGUGAUCACACGAGAAUUCUGUCUUGGAGGACUGGAUUCACCAUUGGUUGUGGAACUGAAUCGUUGUGUGUAGUGUUCUCUGUUGGGAUGAUCGAAGCACACCACUCACAGUAGCACCACAACUGUGAAAUGCCUAAUUUUUACCUUUAAGCGUGGGCUCCGUAACAAAUAAACCAUCUUUUAUUACAUGGCAAAUCCCUACAUCUUGAACUGCCUUUUCAAGACAGUUUGCCAUCUGUUUUGUUUGUGAAAGAAACUACAUAUCUUCUUUUCCUGGUCACAGCGUCUUCACAUUUUCCAUGUCACCUUAUCUCCUGCAUCUUCCUCUCUAACACCAACUGCCCUCAUGUCUUCCCUCACGACAUCCAUCAACCUUCUCUUUGGUCUUCCUCUCACUCUUUUGCCUGACCCCUUCAUCCUCAUAAUCCUUCUAUCAAUGUACGGUACUCGCUAUCUUUCCUCUGGACAUGCCCGAAUCAUCCAAGUAUGCGCUCCCUAACUUUGCCUCCGAAAUACCUAACCGUAGGUGUCUCUCUAAUGAGCUCACUUCUAAUCCUAUCCAACCUGCUCACUCCUGGAGAGAACUGCGAUAUCUUCAUUUGCGUUGCUUCUUGUCCUCUCUUCAGUGCCACCGUCUCUAAUCAGUACAUCAUGGCUGGCCUCACUAUCUUAUAAACUUUGCCCUUCAUCCUAGCAGAGACUCUUCUGUCACAUAACACACCAGACAUCUUCCGCCACAUGUUCCAACCUGCUUGGACGCGCUUCUUCACUUCCUUAGCAUGGUGUUUGGCUAAUGCUUUUGCUAACAUGGGUCACAGUAAAAUACGAGAGGGGUAAACAAGUAACAUAUACUGUACAUAUACUUACCAGAUAAUCCAACUCGCCAUUCUCCAGCCCGCACUCUUUUUCGUACGGUCUCCGUAUUAGCAGUAGCAGGAGUUAUCAAAAAAACUUCAGUGUGGCCACUAACAGUGACAAUCAUUUUAUUCUUCAUUGUUGUGCUCAACCACUCCAGGAUGUUGUGUGGAUUCCAAAUGCUGAUUGGGUGUGGCGAGUCGACUCUGUGUCAAACUAAUUUAUGUCUCGAGUUAGAAUUUACCAAGUGGAGUGAAAUGCAAAAAGCACAUUUGUGCACGUCUGCUCAACACCACAUGCACAGUUUGCUUUAUCUUGCUUCAAUUUGCUUCUAUUUAUGAAUUUCUAUUGAGUUUGUAUGUAAUCACGGCAACAGUGAAAUUUGCAUUUGGUAUGAUUGCAGCCCGACACUUGAGACCUACUUAUGGCUUGUACAUAUGUGACGUCCUCCCACCUCUGGUAUGAAGUCAAACGAAGCGUGUCUGAAGACUGAGCAACAUAUCAAACCACCUGAAGCAAUAUUUUUUCGUUGUGCUGACGGCAGUCGUUAUCGUCAUCGAGCUCAUCCCGGAUGAUUUCCGUCGACUCCCCGAAGCCGACGAUCUGCUCGUGUUUGACAUUCUCCAGAACAAGUGCAAUAAUUUGGCUCGAGGGGAUCUGUUCAACUGUUCAAGUCUGCUGAGGAACGGUUUCUUUUUUUGUCUUAGCAAAUGAGACGUGAAGCUAUAAUACAAUAUGUCUCCCUGUCGCGCGUCUGUCGCCUCCUUAUGAUGGUGGCCUUGGCCUUAAGAAGCACUCGGGGUCAACUGGUGUAAGUAAUUCUAGAAGAUGGACUACUUUGUAACAUGAAAUAUGUCAAUGUAUGUUUCUGUUACUGUUCAAAGAUAAGGUGUUUUAAAAUAUAGUAAACGAAUCGACACACUGUAUUCACUGUAACAAAUUAUACAAUAGAAAGUGAUCAGGCAGUUUUUUAAAUGAUUUCGUAAAUGCUGUUUUUAAAAGCAUCUGUUCACUUGUUUAUUUUUCAUUAUCUUUUUAUAAUUUCAUGACAAUACAGUAUACAAUGUAUGGACUGAAAUCUCCUUUGGGACAUUCAAAAAUGACUGAAGAUGAGGAGAAGCUAUUCCAUUAUUGAUAUCAAUUUCCUGUUGUGUUGGUCUACCCCGUGAGUUCUUAGAGUGACGAAUGAAGCGUUGUUAUUUCGGACACUUUGUGGUCAAGCGAAUCCCCCGUGAGCUACCGCAAGUAGUU